Molecule: messenger RNA, 1572 nt
Organism: Egretta garzetta (little egret)
Lineage: Eukaryota; Metazoa; Chordata; Aves; Pelecaniformes; Ardeidae
Gene: MFRP
Product: membrane frizzled-related protein
Exons: 12
Coding region: 1-1572 (523 amino acids)
Molecular function (GO): protein binding
Source: RefSeq, a predicted model, not a curated record
AUGAAAGACUUCACUGAAAUCACGCUUUGCCCUGAGGCUCUGGACCACAGCAAGACUGAGUUCUGCAACCCCGUCUUCGAGGGCGAGGAGCCCCAGGCAGCGCCAAGCACUGAGUGCCCACCAGACAAGGAUGGGACCAGCCCCACGUCGCCCCAGGACGGCCUCGGUACCAGCCUGGGGGUUUGGCGAUACCGCGCUGACUGCAAGUUCACCUGGCUCUGCGUGGCUCUGAUGAGCACAGUCCUCCUCUUCCUCAUCGCCCUCCUGCUGGGCAUCGUCAUCCACCCCUGCGGUGGGACCCUGCGGGGCCCCGAGGGCUCCUUCAGCUCUCCCAACUACCCCGGCCCCUACCCGCCCGACGCACUCUGCAUCUGGCGCAUCGAGGUGGGCCCCGGCCUCGCCAUCCAGCUGAAGAUGGAGACGUUCAGCGUGGAGGGCACUGCCUCCUGCCUCUUCGACCGUGUGGAGCUCUACGAGGAGCAGGGGGCCAGCAGCACAGAUCCUGCCCCGGCUCGGGGGGGUCCGACCAGGUUUUGCGGCAACGUGGUCCCCCCGACCUUCAACACCAACUCCAACCACCUGCGCGUCACCUUCGUCUCCGACAGCAGCGUGGGCGCCCCAGGCUUCAGUGCCCGCUACCGCGCCGUGGCCCCCAGUGAGAAGAGCUGUGCCUGGGAUGAGCACUUGUGCGACCAGGGGCUCUGCCUCCACCUGGGCUUUGUUUGCGACGGCUUCCAUGACUGCGUGGACAAGAGCGAUGAGGCCAACUGCAGCCUGAAAGACAAAGAGUGUGGGGGGCCACUGACCACCUUGGAGGGGCACUUCUCCACCCCGAGCCAUCCCCAGCCGUACCCACACCAGCAGCUGUGCCUCUGGCAGAUCUCGGUGCCCAUGGGCCACGUCAUCGACCUGCACUUCCACAACUUCAGCCUGGAGUCGCAUGAGGACUGCAGCUUCGACUUCGUGGAGGUGCACGACAGCGCAGGCACGGGGGCCGCCAGCCUCAUGGGCAGGGACAGGCACAGGCCUGGGAUCUCCAACGACGGGUUCUUCGCCACCUACCAAGCCAACAAUGCCACAGAGAAGACCUGCAGCCCUGCAGAGUUCUCCUGUGGAAACGGUGAGUGCCGGGUGCUGGAGUCCGUGUGUGAUGGCUGGCACGACUGCCCUGAUGGCACCGACGAGCUGAACUGCACUGAAGUCUCCUACCCGGCCUUCGGGUCUAUCUGUGAGCCUGUGGAAGUGGAGAUGUGCCUGGGGCUGGGCUACAACGCCACCUCCUUCCCCAACAUCUGGCUGGCCAUCCCGGACCAGGAGGGAGCUGCCGAGGUGCUGCAGGACUACCAGACGCUGAUGGAGCUUGCCUGCUACCAGCACCUCCGUCUCCUCAUCUGCAGCCUCUUCGUGCCCAAGUGCACCCCAGAUGGGGGGGUCUUGCAGCCCUGCCGAGCCGUAUGCCUGGCUGCUGAGCUGCGGUGCCAGCAGUCCCUCGGCCUCCUCGGCAUCCUCUGGCCCAUCAACUGCAACAUCCUGCCCGACUCCAAUGACCCCAUCGAGUGCUUCCAGCCCUGA